AUGGAAAUGGCAGCGCAGGAACUGCGAAAGUCAAACAACAGAAUUAAAGUGCUAGUCUUGUACGGCAGUCUCCGUCGGAGAUCCUAUUCACGCCUGGUGGCUUUGGAAGCCAGCAGAAUUCUCUUCCGCUUGGGGUGCGAUGUCCGCGUGUUCAAUCCCGAGGGUUUACCGGUAAAGAAUGAUACCGACCACGACCAUCCUAAGGUACAGGAGCUCCGCGAGCUCAGCAAGUGGAGUGACGGGCAUAUUUGGGUAUCGCCUGAACAGCAUGGGAAUCUGACGGCCGCAUUCAAGAAUCAGAUCGACUGGAUCCCGCUGUCCACAGGCAGCGUACGUCCCACGCAGGGCCGGACGCUUGCUAUCGCGCAAGUAUGCGGCGGUUCACAAUCGUUCAAUGCUGUGAAUUCCCUACGUAUUCUCGGCAGGUGGAUGCGCAUGUUUACAAUUCCAAAUCAGUCAUCUAUCCCCAAGGCAUAUACGCAUUUCCCAGAUGAAGGUCAACCGGGGGACCAGAGACUUCUGCCUAGUGGUAACCGCGACCGGCUGGUUGAUUGCAUGGAGGAGUUUGUGAAAUACACUAUCGUCAUGCGACCUCACCUGGAGCUUUUUGGUGAUCGGUUCAGUGAGAGGGAAGAGAAGCGGAUUAAGGAGAUGAAGGAAUGCGCCAACCAAGUUUAG
Molecule: messenger RNA, 678 nt
Organism: Aspergillus niger
Lineage: Eukaryota; Fungi; Ascomycota; Eurotiomycetes; Eurotiales; Aspergillaceae
Exons: 2
Coding region: 1-678 (225 amino acids)
Molecular function (GO): oxidoreductase activity
Source: RefSeq, a predicted model, not a curated record